AUGGCAAUAAUAGUUGUCGUGUUAUGUGGGUUUUCAUUCUAUCUUGGUGGAAUGUUUUGUUCGGAAAAGGACAGAUAUGUAACCAAGGACAUUACUAAGGCUAUUGAAACUUCCAAGGAAAUGGGUGCAUGCCCUCUCCAAAUUAAAGAAGUAACUUUUCCUGAAUGCAGCAUUGAUUAUCAGGAUUACACGCCAUGCACAGAUCCAAGGAGGUGGAAGAAGUACAGUACUCAUCGGCUAACUUUUCUAGAGCGUCAUUGUCCUCCAUUAUAUGAAAAGAAAGAGUGUUUAGUUCCACCACCUGAUGGCUAUAAGUUGCCUAUAAGAUGGCCUAAGAGCAGAGAUGAAUGUUGGUACAGGAAUGUUCCCUAUGAUUGGAUAAGCAAAAAAAAAUCAGAUCAACAUUGGCUGAGGAAAGAGGGGGAUAAGUUCUUCUUCCCUGGUGGGGGAACCACGUUCCCCAAAGGUGUUGGUCCCUACGUCGAAUUGAUGCAAGAUCUGAUAUCGGGAAUGACAGAUGGGACUGUCCGGACUGCUAUUGACACUGGGUGUGGAGUUGCCAGCUGGGGAGGUUAUUUAUUAGACCGUGGGAUUCUAACUGUCUCUCUUGCUCCAAGGGAUAAUCACGAGGCUCAGGUUCAAUUCGCUCUGGAACGUGGAAUUCCUGCAAUUCUGGGCAUCAUCUCAACACAGAGGCUUCCUUUCCCUUCAAACUCUUUUGAUAUGGCACACUGCUCAAGAUGCCUUAUUCCAUGGACUGAAUUUGGUGGUAUUUACCUUCUGGAGAUUCACCGUAUACUGCGGCCUGGAGGCUUUUGGGCACUCUCUGGCCCACCAGUGAACUAUAAAAGACGCUGGAGGGGAUGGAACACAACCAUGGAAGAGGAGAAAUCAAAUUAUGAAAAGUUACAGGACUUGCUGACUUCAAUGUGUUUCAAAUUGUACAACCAAAAGGAAGACAUUGCUGUUUGGCAGAAAUUAUCAGACAACAGCUGCUAUAAAAAGCUUGAAACCCCUGACAAUUACCCUCCGAAGUGUGAUGAUGGAACUGAGCCAGAUUCGGCCUGGUACACUCCACUUCGGCCCUGUGUCGUGGUUCCAAACCCAAAGUUAAAGAGAGUAGCAUUAGAGUACCUCCCGAAAUGGCCACAAAGGUUGCACACGGCUCCAGAGCGUGUCACUGAUGUUCGUGGAGGCAGUGCUGGUGCUUUCCAGAACGACGAUAGCAAAUGGAAGUUACAGGUGAAGCAUUACAAGAAGUUGCUCCCUGCAAUUGGGACCGAUAAGAUAAGAAAUGUAGUUGACAUGAACACUAGGUAUGGAGGAUUUGCAGCUGCUUUGAUUGAUGAUCCGCUAUGGGUAAUGAAUGUCGUUUCUUCAUAUGCUGCAAAUACGCUUUCUGUGGUGUAUGAUAGGGGCCUCAUAGGAGCUUACCAUGACUGGUGUGAGGCUUUCUCAACUUACCCUCGAACAUAUGAUCUUCUUCAUCUAGAUGGACUCUUCACAGCCGAAAGUCACAGGUGUGAAAUGAAGUAUGUUCUCCUCGAGAUGGAUCGCAUCCUCCGGCCCAAUGGAUAUGCAAUCAUCCGAGAAACCAGCUACGUCGUGGAUGCUGUUGCUACCAUGUCUAAGGGAAUGAGAUGGGAAUGUCGUAAAGAAGAUACAGAAAGUGGCGUCGAGAUUGAAAAGAUCUUAAUGUGCCAGAAAAAACUCUGGUUUUCUUCCAAGCAAACUUCAAGAUGA
This is a messenger RNA of Fraxinus pennsylvanica, 1743 nucleotides long. Lineage: Eukaryota; Viridiplantae; Streptophyta; Magnoliopsida; Lamiales; Oleaceae. The record is from the annotation of a GenBank genome assembly.